This is a messenger RNA of Folsomia candida, 1695 nucleotides long. RefSeq lists its product as uncharacterized. Bases 133 to 1185 code for a protein of 350 amino acids. Lineage: Eukaryota; Metazoa; Arthropoda; Collembola; Entomobryomorpha; Isotomidae. The record is from RefSeq and is a predicted model, not a curated record. Gene Ontology annotation, molecular function: long-chain-alcohol O-fatty-acyltransferase activity; diacylglycerol O-acyltransferase activity. The transcript is spliced from 2 exons. Gene Ontology annotation, biological process: triglyceride biosynthetic process. Gene Ontology annotation, cellular component: plasma membrane.
GAACUGACCUGUACCUUGACCCGAUGGUUAUCCAUCUACUUUUGGGAAAAAUGCAAAAAUUUCUCGAUCUCAAAUCACACCUCACAAAACCAAGAAUCCGACCCUGACAAACUUUCGGAGUUUUUGGUAAACAUGAUUGAGCAAGGAUAUCCGACCGGAAAUCCACUCUGGGAACUUAUCUACUUCCCAAACUACACACAUCCCGAAUACGGCACCACAUCCGCCGUCUUAGUCCGAAUUCAUCACGUCCUCGGGGACGCGAUGGCGUAUAUGGCACUAAUGCGCGACAUAUUUGAUCAAAAUCCUUCAGUGGACCAGGAAAUUGAAAAAAUUCUAAAAACACAGCGGAAAAAAUUGAAAAUUUCUCCAUGGAAAAAAUUGUGUUACUUGGCCGAGCUAUUUUUUGUCACCCCGAGCCAAACGAUGUACUACUAUCUGAAAGGCUUAAAUUCGGAGGCCAUUCCGAUGAGAACUGACAAUUUGAGUGCCAGUGGUGUCAGACAUGUCGCCACGUUGAUGGACAUUUCUCUUAUAAAACGCAUCUCGAAAAAGACUGGGGUAAAGGUGACCUCCAUUAUCCAUGCCGGCGUGACAGGGGCUAUGCGAAGGCUGAUAUUGGAAAAGGGGGGCAAUUCCAACGGGGAUUUAUCCACGUUUUACGUCCUCCCGAAAAUGAAUCACACCGGAACAAUGACCAACAACAGUUUUGGGAUGCCCUUAAUUUCCCCGAUGUCCAAGGAACCCUGGCAGGCCGUCCGUCUGGCCAGGAUUUCUGCCCAAUUUGACCGCAUCCUCUUCUCUCCCCUGCCACUCGGCAUGAUGGGCGUGACCGGUCUGACGGGUCUGGUGUACGGCACGUUGGCAACGAAAAUCUGGAGUGUACCGCACGUCGCGUGUUGUGUGCACUCAAACUUCGCCUUUAUUGGGGAGCCGUUAAGGUUGUUUGGUCACGUGGCGGAGAACAUGAUGCUUUAUGCAGGUUUGCAGCCAGGAGGACAUCACCUUUUCGUCGCGACGAUCAGUUAUAAUGGGAAACUUAUCCUUCAACUGCUCGGGAGUAGAGCAGCGUUCCCAGAACGGGAAGAUUUAAUAAAGUUUGCGGAUUACGUGAGGAAGGAAUUUGACAUGUUAGAGAUGGGUGAAAAUGCGGAAGAUCGUGACAUCAGGCAUUUUAAGGAACAGUAGAAGUGCAUAUAGAGGUAAAUUAAUGUUGCGAUUACAGAUGUAGAUGAUACACAUUAACAUACAGACUGAAAAGUUCUGCUUAAAAAUUCAGACACCCAUUGGGCAAGAGUGGCAAUUAAUGUUAAAUUGUAAUGAAAACUUAUUAUUUUUAUUAUAAAGUUACAUAUGGACUAUUCAAUAUGUUUUUUAUGAAGGUAUAUAUAAUCAAGACAUAAUAUGUAGAAACUCCAAAAUCACUAGAUAAGUUCAAAGACAUGGGACAAAAGGAGACACUCGAAUUUAAAAGUCGAAAUAUACAUAUGUACAUAUGUACAUAUAAUGACAAGACAUCAUUUGUAUAACAAGUAACGUAAUUAUUUAUGUACAUAUGUAUUUAGAUAAUUAUGCUGUGACGUAUUUAUGUACGUAUACAUUUGUUGUACAUUAAUUUAGAUAUGAUCAGAUUAAAUUUCCAACUAUCGAAAUAAAUAUGGUUUGCUAAUUAGUUUGCAAAAAUUAUGGGUGAGGCUA